CGUCAGUGGAGGGAACUUUGACAGUUUGUGUGGUGAAACGUUACACACUCAAAACUUUGUAAUGUCUUGAGUUUACUUACAUCAUCGAGUUGUUUUGUCGUCGUCUUCUCUAAGUCUUCAGGAGGUUAAACGAAAGGAAAGUUAUGAGUGGAGAGGAAUCCAGGAGAGGCUCAUGGAGGGGUGGGAGUGGAGGAGGGAGAGGUGGAGGAGGCAGUGGGAGUGGAGGAUGGAGAGGAGGAGGAAGAGGAGGUGGUGGAGGCUGGAGAGGAGGCGGCGGGGGAGGAUGGAGAGGAGGCGGCGGGGGAGGAUGGAGAGGAGGUGGUGGAGGAUGGAGAGGAGGAUGGAGGGGUAGACCAUGGAGAGGAGGAUCAGCAGGAGGAGGAGGGGGAAGAGGUUCAGGAGCUGGAGGGUCGAGAGGUGGAGGUGGAGGAUCAGGAAACCAACAGAGAGGCCUUUGUCAGACUACUUUAGAUGCGUUGUGUCCGUACAGAGGGUGGACACUCUACUUCUCCGAAGGCUUCAUAGAGAGCUCACCCAGUGUGGAGAAGAUCAAAGUGUUUGAGAAAUAUUUCACAUCCAAGAUUGACCUGUAUGACAAGGAUGAGAUUGAGCGUCAGGGCAGCGUUCUGGUCGACUAUGCAGAUUUGACCGGAGACCAAGCCGUGCGUGCUGCACUUCCUGAUCUGACCACACAGCUGAAGGAACAGCCAGAGGUGCUAUUCAAGUGUUUGGGAGUAGCUAUUCACCAGGUGUUGACUAUAGAUUUGGAGAAACAGGUCGCUGAGCUGCAAGAGGAAGAGCUUCCUGUCGCCGCACCAAUCAUCAACAUCCCUCACAUCAGUGCGAGGCUGUAUAACUAUGAACCGGUGACUCCGUUGCGGACGUUGCGUGCCAGUGUGUUUGGCCGGCUGGUGUGUGUGAAGGGAACAGUGGUGAGAGUGAGCAACAUCAGACCUCUGUGCACCAGGAUGGCCUUCAGUUGUCUGGGCUGCUCACAGACACAGUCUCUGCCACUGCAGCACGGGAAAUAUGCUACACCUACCAAGUGUAUCCAGCCUGACUGUCGCAGCCGUUCCUUCACCCCCAGCCGGAGUUCUCCUCUUACUCAGACUGUCGACUGGCAGAUCAUCAAGGUGCAGGAGGUGAUGGGCGGAGAGCAGAGGGACACUGGACGAAUCCCACGCACCGUGGAGUGUCACCUGACCUCCGACCUCUGUGACAGCUGCGUCCCUGGAGACACUGUUACUGUGACAGGGAUAGUUAGAGUUACCAAUGAUGGUACUUCCCGAGGGAAGAAGGAUCAGUGUAUGUUCCUCCUCUACCUUGAAGCCACUUCAGUCAGUAAUACUAAAGGUCAGAAGUCCAAAUCAGCUCAAGGAUCAGGAGGGUCACAUGAAGAUCGUUCCAGAGGGGAGGAGUUCAGUCUGAAGGAGCUGUAUGCUGUCCAGGAGAUCCAGUCACAGCCCAACCUGCUGAGACUUAUAGUACACUCUUUGUGUCCUGUCAUCUACGGCCACUUGCUGGUGAAAGCUGCUCUAGCCUUGGCGUUAUUUGGCGGCCGACAGAAACACACAGACAAGAACAGCGUCCCAGUUAGAGGAGACCCACACAUCCUGAUAGUGGGAGACCCUGGACUGGGAAAGAGUCAGAUGCUACAGGCAGUGUGUAAUGUGGCUCCCAGAGGAAUCUAUGUAUGUGGCAACAGUACAAGCACCACAGGACUAACAGUGAGUUUAUCCCGAGACUCAGGAACAGGGGAUUAUGCUCUAGAGGCUGGAGCCUUGGUGCUGGCUGACCAAGGGGUGUGCUGCAUUGAUGAGUUUGAUAAAUUGGGUAAUCAGCAGCAGGCUUUACUUGAAGCCAUGGAGCAGCAGACCGUGAGUCUGGCGAAGGCCGGAAUAGUUUCCUCUCUGCCUGCCAGAACGUCAGUCUUAGCUGCUGCAAACCCCAUUGGGGGACAUUACAACAGAGGCAAGACUGUCUCUGAAAAUCUGAAAAUGGGCUCAGCUCUUCUCUCUCGAUUCGAUGUAGUCUUCCUCCUCCUGGACAUUCCAGAUGAGUCACACGACCGUCGACUUUCAGAACACGUCAUGGCAAACAGGGCAGCAGGAGGCAGAACCAGCAGCGCCGUAGUUACCAGGACUAACAGUGAAUUAGAGACCUCCAUCUUACUAGAUCACUCUGACAUGCCGCUGUCUGAACGCUUGCAGAUCCCUGCAGGAGAAAUUGUAGAUGCUAUUCCAGCAUGUUUGUUAAGGAAGUACAUCAGCUACGCUCGUCAAUAUGUCCAUCCGACGCUCUCUCCUGAAGCAGCACAGACAAUUCAGGAAUUCUACCUGUCGCUGAGAUCUCAGUCACACACUGCUGAUUCCACACCCAUCACCACACGGCAGCUCGAGUCUUUAAUUAGACUCACUGAGGCAAGAGCCAGGCUGGAUCUCAGAGAGAAAGCUACCAAGAGCGAUGCAGAGGACGUGGUGGAGAUCAUGAAACACAGUCUGGCUGAUACGUACUCAGAUGGUCUCGGCAAUCUGGACUUUGAGCGCUCUCAGCUCGGGGCAGGAAUGAGUCAGCGCAGCGCUGCAAAACGACUGGUCAAUGCACUGCACUCUCACGCCCAGAGGACCAAUCAGAUGCAGUUUGACAUGCAAACGCUCCGAUCUGUGGCUGAGAGAAUGAACAUAAAGGUGAUGGAUUUUGAGGGUCUGGUGAGUUCUCUGAAUGAACAGGGUUUCCUGCUGAAGAAAGGGCCCAGACUGUACCAGCUGCAGACGAUCUGAUCUCUGACAACUGCAGCAGAGUCAGAAAACACACCUGCUCCUUCCUGCAGACCUCACCACAAGGUCAGUGUGUGGGACAACCGAACAGGGCCUCUAUUUAUAAAGAGGAAACACUGAUGGUGAAUCCACAAUCCAAACCACUUUCACCAAACCUCUAACCUCUGUGUGACCCUGUGAAGAGACUGUAACAACCACAACAACUGACAAAAGGCAGGGAAAAUCCUCUGACAGCUGCCAGUUUCCUGAAUGAACUCAAUCUUCUUGCUAAAAAGAGGAAGAAAGCUUAACUGACUCCUGAACACACAUAUCAGUUUCUUAAUAAAGACUGAAUUAAAAAUAUAUAUGAGAUUAGAUUAGUUUACCAUCAUAGCCAGAUGUGUUUCCGGGUUAACCAGGUUAACCGGGUUAUUCAAAGUGAGGUCGUUCACUUUGUGUCACUUGGCAGGACGUCUGAGAGAUGCGGUGAUGUUCUGGAUAAAUACCUGAUGAUUGUACUAUCUCACUGUUGAGCAGAGUUGAGUUUGUCCUUAAAACUCCUUAAAAAUUAAAAGAAAAGAAAAAAUA
This is a messenger RNA of Acanthopagrus latus (yellowfin seabream), 3344 nucleotides long. RefSeq names its product minichromosome maintenance 8 homologous recombination repair factor (gene mcm8). Lineage: Eukaryota; Metazoa; Chordata; Actinopteri; Spariformes; Sparidae. Gene Ontology annotation, biological process: DNA replication; double-strand break repair via homologous recombination. Gene Ontology annotation, molecular function: ATP hydrolysis activity; single-stranded DNA binding; ATP binding. Gene Ontology annotation, cellular component: MCM complex; nucleus. The transcript has 21 exons. The record is from RefSeq and is a predicted model, not a curated record. The coding region runs from base 144 to 2780 and encodes 878 amino acids.